ACGCCAUUUCGUCCUGCCCCGCCGGGCUGCCCGCACUGCGCAUGCGCGCUCGCCGGCCUCCCAUUGGCUCCCGCCCCGCGGCUUCAAACGGUCCGGCGGGAGCGAUGGCGGCGGAGGCUGCGGCCGCACCCCCCCGGCGGGUUCAGGUCUGCGUCCGCCUGCGCCCCGGCCCCCCCGGUGAGGAUCCCUGCCUGCUGCCCCUCGACUCCCACACCCUGCAGCUGCGUGAGGACCCCCCCCACGCCCCCUCCUGCUACCGCUUCGAUGCUGUUUACGACGCCGCCAGCUCCACGGCCGCCGUCUACGAGGGCUCCGUCCGCCUGCUGCUGGCCCAGUUCCUGGCCGGCCGCGACGUCACCGUUCUCGCCUACGGGCCCAGCGGCUCCGGGAAGACUCACACCAUGCUGGGUGGUGAAGGGGAGCCCGGCUUGGUGCAGCGUGCCCUCGAGGAGCUUCUGCAGGCCGUGGGGCCAGCCGCCGUCAGCGUGGCUUGCAUGGAGGUGUACUGCGAGGAG
Messenger RNA from Anas platyrhynchos (mallard), 515 nucleotides. The record is from RefSeq and is a predicted model, not a curated record. Lineage: Eukaryota; Metazoa; Chordata; Aves; Anseriformes; Anatidae.